UGCGGCUGCGGCUCCGGCCCCGCCCGAGCCCGAGCGCGUCCCGGGGCGGGCAGCGGGGGCGUGCGGGGCGCCGGGCGCCGGGAGCUCCGGGCGGCGCCGGGGCAGGGGUGCGGCCACGUGCGCUCCGGCCGGGCGCGCUGCGAGCCGCGGGCGGCGGCAGGACGGGCCGGGCCGGGGGCGGGGCAGUGCCUGUUGAGCUGGGCCACCACCUGUGCCCCCCGACUGGCACCAGCACGGCCCAGGGCCCCCCGGCGGGCAGGAGCACCGGGCACGACCUCCCCAGCACAGACCCUUCAGGCACCAACUCCUGCAGUUUGGAAGGGAAGGUGCAGAUACCCCCCCUCGCAUGGCAGGGGUGGUGGGCAGGGUGCCGGCGCUUCCCUCCCAGGAGGGCGAGGGGCCGCGGGGGUUGCAGCCGCCUGCGGGAGCUGUGCCAGCGCUGGCUGGAGCCCCAGCGCCGCAGCAAGGAGCACAUCCUGGAGCUGGCGGUGCUGGGGCAGUUCCUGGCCAUCCUGCCCCGGGAGAUGCAGAGCUGGGAGCAGGCAUGCAGCGGGAGCCCUGCGCCGAGGCAGUGGUCCUGGCUGAGGGGUUUCGUGUGGGGCGAGCGGAGGAGGAGAAGCUCCAGGCACUGUCCCCAUCUCCAUGUGUCUGGGGAUGCUCCCUCCCCCGGCUCUCUCCCAGUCCCUGGGCACUGUAACACAUUUGCCUUGUCCCCAGGUCCCCAUUCGUGUAAAGGUUGAGGAAAUGUCAUUGGACAAGAUGGUGCCCACUGGGGCAUUAUGGGAACAUCUCAAAUCCUGCCUGGCACGGCCACAGCCCUUGAAGGAGGCAGGACAGGAUGAAACCGCUGAGCCUCAGGACGAGCCCCUUUGGGUCCCCAGGAAGGAGCUUCUGCCCCAGCAGGACCCAGAUUGCCUGAAACCAGAGGAGACCUGGGAGUGGUCAGCUCAUGAAGGCUCCUCAGGCUGGUGCCCCAGAGCAGGCCCUUGUCCAGGAGCAGCAGGUUCAGGGACCCCGAGCAGAGCUGAGGAGGAGCUUUGUGCUGAUGGGCCUGGAAACCUGGAACUACAGGGGACUCCCCCAGGGAGACUAGGGGAAGGGGGCUCCCUGACACCUGAUCCAGGCCGACUGCACAUGGGACCUCCAAAGCAGGAGCUCCGGGAGGCCUUUGAAGACGUGGCAGUGUAUUUCACGCGGAAGGAGUGGGAGCUGCUGGGAGAUGAGGACAAGGAGCUUUACCGGAACCAGAUGCUGAAGAAUUACCAAGCCCUCGUUUCCCUGGGUAAAGCUCUGUUCACUGCUUCUUCCUGAAAAUGGUUUCAAGGUCUCACACCUGACUUAGUCCACUGCAUCAAGCAGGGAUCUGUGGAGCUCUGGGUUUCUGAGGAUGAGGACCAUGGGAAAA
Alligator mississippiensis (American alligator) is the source of this 1405-nucleotide messenger RNA. Its product is annotated as zinc finger protein 69. Bases 643 to 1311 code for a protein of 222 amino acids. Lineage: Eukaryota; Metazoa; Chordata; Crocodylia; Alligatoridae. Gene Ontology annotation, biological process: regulation of DNA-templated transcription. The record is from RefSeq and is a predicted model, not a curated record. The transcript is spliced from 5 exons.